GACCUGCACCCCUCCCUCUCCUCCUUCCCCGCUCGCGCGCGCCUGUACAGGCACACAUCCACGCACCCGCCGUCCCCUCUCCCUCCCUCCCUCCCUCUCCAGUCAACCAUGAGCUCGGACCAUGAUCGUUACCACCACCGCCGGACGCUGACCCUGGAGCAGCGCGCGGCACGGUGUCCCAAUCCCGCUGGCCGGCGGCUGCUAGAGAUCAUCUCCCGCAAGCGCACGAACUUGUGCAUCUCGCUGGACAUGACCGAUUCGGCGGAGAUCUUGUCCACCGCUCGCCUGGUGGCCCCGUAUGUGUGCCUGUUCAAGACCCAUGUGGACAUUGUGGCCGACUUCAGCCAGGACUUUGUCGCCGAGUUGACCGCCAUCGCCGAGGAGCACGAUGUGCUGAUCUUCGAGGAUCGGAAAUUCGCCGACAUCGGCAACACCGCCCGCCUGCAAUACGAGGCCGGCAUGUACCGCAUCGCCGAGUGGUCGCACUUCACCAACGCCCAUGUUGUCAGCGGUCCUGGGGUGGUGGACGGUCUGCGCGGGGCGGCCGAGCGCCUUGGCCGGGGCCUGCUCCUGCUGGCGGAGAUGAGCAGCGCUGGCUCCCUCGUCACGGGUCCCGUCACCGAGCUGGCCGUGGAGCUGGCCGCGCGUGAGCCGGCCCUCAUUACCGGGCUGAUUGCCGGGGGGGCUUUGCUGCCGGAUACGGCCGACGUGAUCACCAUGUCGCCCGGGGUGUCGCUCGCCGGCGAGGACAGCCCCACCGCCCGGCCGGCCGCCGGCGACAGCUUCGGCCAGCAGUAUGUCACCCCUCGCCGGGCCAUCAUGGACCGUGGGACCGAUGUGGUGAUUGUCGGCCGGGCCAUCAUCGGCGCGGCGGAUCCCGUUGCCGCGGCCAAGCUCCAUCAGACCGCCGCGUGGCAGGCGUACGAACAGAGUGUCGCGCACCUCCAGCAGGCGUGAGCGCGCAUCGCGUGGCGCCCCGCCAGGCGGAGGCCCGAGGCGUGGACCCGCACCCGAGACGCCGGAUAUGUGCGCAUCUUUGCAUGUGCCCCACGGAAAGAAGCUCAACACGAAUUCCCACCGAG
Molecule: messenger RNA, 1082 nt
Organism: Fonticula alba
Lineage: Eukaryota; Rotosphaerida; Fonticulaceae
Product: orotidine 5'-phosphate decarboxylase
Exons: 2
Coding region: 109-957 (282 amino acids)
Biological process (GO): 'de novo' UMP biosynthetic process; 'de novo' pyrimidine nucleobase biosynthetic process
Cellular component (GO): cytosol
Molecular function (GO): orotidine-5'-phosphate decarboxylase activity
Source: RefSeq, a predicted model, not a curated record